Orbilia oligospora ATCC 24927 is the source of this 873-nucleotide messenger RNA. RefSeq lists its product as uncharacterized. NCBI's taxonomy places the organism in Eukaryota, Fungi, Ascomycota, Orbiliomycetes, Orbiliales, Orbiliaceae. The transcript has a single exon. Bases 1 to 873 code for a protein of 290 amino acids. The record is from RefSeq and is a predicted model, not a curated record.
AUGUCCAAAUACGAAAAAUCUACUCGAUUCGACGAGCGUGAAGUCCGUGACUCCCGCAAAGACCGUCACGAUCGUUCCGAGAAGGACCGUGAUACUCGCCGCAGCCGUCGUCACAGAUCUCCAUCUUACGAUUCAUACUCAGACUCCGAUGAUUACUCCUCGGACUCCUCUCGCGGUCCAUCCCCAAACCGUCGUCGCCCAACAAGACGUCAUACAUCUGCCGCACAACCAGCACAUGCACAUUCUGAUGGCGAAGAUAAAGGAUACAGAAAAUCACGCGGUCGCGACCGUCGAGGUCAUGAUUCGGACUACUAUUCCGACCGAUCCCUCAGCCGAUCCCGAUCACGGGAAAGAGUAAAGGGAAAUAUCGUAGAGGAUCUACUUUCUGCUAUCGGUGUGCUACAAUCUAAACAUAAAGACGACAGAAGCCACAGCCGAUCCGCUGGAGCUAGCGGUCCAGAGGACGAAGCUAGAAAAAAGAAAACCCGUGAAGCUCUACAAGCUGCACUUACCGCUGCGGCUAUGGAAGCUUUCAGGACAAGAAAAGAUGGAAAAAUUACACCUCAAAGACUUAUGCAGAUUGCUGGCGCAGCUAUCGCAGCGGGUGGGUUGGACGUUUUGGUAGAAAAGGCCGGCAGCCUUGGGAAUGGCAAGAGCAGUGGGGAGGGUGGUAGCAUGAGGAGCCUUAUCGAGUCCGUGGUUGGUGGUCUCGCGACCAGCAAGACUUUGGGUGGCAAGGGGGGCAAGCAUGGUGCUCGAGGUGAGGAAAGUCUUGGAGCUAAGAUUGGCUCUGGAGUCGUCAACAUGGCGGCCAAACAUUUGGCGAGAAGUUUGAGCCAGGGACCAACAAGGAGAAAGACUACAAGAUAUUAG